AUGUUCGCGUGGCGGCCAACAAACGCCUGCCUUGUGCCGCGUUUCACACAAAUUCUACGCCGCUAUUACGACUGUAAAGUCCCUGUCCCGCAGUCUCUAUUUUUGCCCAAUCAUGAUCUGGCCAUGCAUUCUGUGAUGAUUCCCUUCCAAAUUCUGAAUUGA
Trichoderma virens Gv29-8 is the source of this 162-nucleotide messenger RNA. RefSeq lists its product as uncharacterized. The transcript has a single exon. Lineage: Eukaryota; Fungi; Ascomycota; Sordariomycetes; Hypocreales; Hypocreaceae. The record is from RefSeq and is a predicted model, not a curated record. The coding region runs from base 1 to 162 and encodes 53 amino acids.